Messenger RNA from Branchiostoma floridae (Florida lancelet), 3060 nucleotides. RefSeq names its product galactose-3-O-sulfotransferase 2-like. The record is from RefSeq and is a predicted model, not a curated record. Gene Ontology annotation, molecular function: galactosylceramide sulfotransferase activity. Gene Ontology annotation, biological process: glycolipid biosynthetic process. The coding region runs from base 1253 to 2680 and encodes 475 amino acids. Lineage: Eukaryota; Metazoa; Chordata; Leptocardii; Amphioxiformes; Branchiostomatidae. The transcript has 6 exons. Gene Ontology annotation, cellular component: membrane.
GGUACAGAAAACUCAGUGAGUGAUAACUACAUCAUGCACACACAACAAAUCAUUCAAAAAAGGUUACAUACAUCAUUCUGUUAUAUACUCUAAAGCAUCAAGGUAAAGAACUUUUUUAUACCAGUAAUACCCUUGUCACCUAAUCCACAAUCUUUGGGCGUAUGGAUGAAAGAUCAGCCAUAUUUAAGAUCGACAGAGAGUUGCACGUAUUUUUCAACUGAAAACCGCCCGUGUCACAUACAAGCCAUACAUUGUACCUUGUACAAUUGUUGUGCAAUAAAGUUAUUAUUGUAAGCGAGGCUCGGGAGAUUGCAGCAGAAUCGUCGUCCGAUCGAUUUUCGCCAAAUGUGAUGGGCAUAAGAAGCAUAUUGGGCAUAUGGCAUCGAAAUCAGAUGCUGGGCAGUGUGUUCUAAUCAGGCUUAACAAUGCAGGGAGUAUCCUAAGGUUAUAGAACACAUGUAACUUGUGCCAGACAUGGUUACAUUCAUGUGUUUAUAGGGUUUUGUUUAUGUGCUGUUGGUCUAUUAGUUUGUUAUAGCAAAUCAACUUUGGCCUGGGAUAAACAACAAGUCAACAUACUGAAGGCUAUAUAUAGUGCCUUUGUUAUGACGUCAGGCUGAAAUAGCCAGAGGCACCAGUGUUGUUGUUUGAGUUGGUUUAAGGGAUACAAUACUGUGCAGCUGUAUUUACUUUCAAUGAUACUUGCAGUAAUGUACCAUAUGGUUAUGAUAAUGUAUUACAGUAACAAAUUCAGUCUUGGUUUUAUAAACAACAACAUCUUUCAAACAGUUGUGUGAGACAAUAGUUUGACGUCUGACUUCUAGAUAUGGCAUAGAUAAAAUAAAUUACAGACAAUGAUGCUAACUUUGGUAUUCAACACCCUUUUGCUUCAUGUGAAUUCACCCCACGCAUUGGGUGAUACUGAGUGAUAGCUAUUCUAUCCAAGCUGUCUUCUACGCCAUGCCUCGUGCCGAAAAUAUGAGAAAAGAAUAGAAUCACCAUCUGUGGAUGAAGAACACUUGCCAUUUUCAGACUCAAAGUUUUGCUGAGUAUAUGCUGUUGGAGGUCAUGGUGGAUCAAUGCAGGGUCACCAGUUAUGACUGUUUUCAACUGGGUGGAUCCCUUCAUUCUCUAAAAAUAAUUAUUGAAAGCCUGAAAGGCAGGUCACAUUUCCGGUCACCAAGAAGCUGUAAGUUUGAUUUUUCAUUUUUGACUCCUCUUCAUUGCUGUCAUUGAUAAGAUACAGCUGUUUAUGAUGUCAAUUCUUUACUGUUACAGAAUAGAGGAAACAUCAGCUAUGCUCUUGAGAAAAGCGUUUUCCGGUGGACUUGUGGUGGGAGGUACCAUGUUGUCACUUCUACUAAUCAUGGUUCACCAAUUAUAUCAGCCAAGUACAUUCUCUCAAGGCUACACAUCGACACAGCCUGAUACUCUACAGGCUGGCGUAAGCAACAUGAUCCACAGAGAGGAACAACAGUUGAGAAUGAGUACAAGACAGGAGGAGGUCACUACCUCCAGGUUUUGUAUCCCACAAAAGAAAUUUGUCUUCAUAAAGACCCACAAGACAGGCACAUGCACUACCAUUAACAUCUUCCAGAGGUAUGCAAUCUAUAACAAACUGGAGGUGCUGAUGCCUGUGAGCCAAGGUCCACUCAGUUGGCCGUUCCCUCCUGAAGAAGCGGACUACAUCCAUACCCCUGAUGGGACAUACGAUGCACUGAUGCACCAUUUUGUGUACAACAAAACAUGGCUCCUAACAAAGUUUCCACCUGAAACACCUUACAUAUCUAUCAUUAGAGACCCUUUCCAUCAUCUGAAGUCCCAGAUGAAUUACUACCACCUUCCCAUGAUCCUAGGCAUUGAGGAUUCUAAAGAUGCUGUAAAAACCUUCCUGAAAGACCCCUGGAGGUAUAGGAACAAGUCUGAAGUUUUUUUCGACCACGUAAAUGUGACUUGGGACGGUACCAGAAACCCCUUGAGCUUUGACCUGGGGUGGCCAGCUGAAAAGGCAGACAAAGAGGAAGAAGCUAGCAUCUACAUCACUCAACUGGACAAAGAGUUUACCCUUGUGAUGAUAUUAGAGCACUUGGAUGAAUCAGUUGUUAUGCUGAGGCGUUUGAUGUGCUGGGAGAUUAGGGACGUUGUCUAUUUCUUGAGAAUUGAAAAUAAGCGCUACUACGCUUUCAAGAGGUAUGAAGCAACACCAGAAGAACUGGAUAAUCACCGUCGUUGGAGUGCAGUGGAUUACAUGUUGUAUGACACUUUCAACAAGUCGCUUUGGAGAAAGAUUGCUGCUCAGGGUCCAGACUUUUUUGAUGAGCUCCAAUACUUUAGACGCAUCAGGGUGGAAGUGAGUCAUCAUUGCACGGAAAUGAUGAAUACACACAAAAAUGAAACACUGACUGUCAAAGAAUCCAGAUGGAGUCCUGAGUUUGACGUGGACUACACAUACUGUUCAUACAUAUACUCAAAAAGGGUUCGCAGACUUGAUGAAGUGAUGCGGGGGUACAGAAUUACCAGAAAGGAAUUAGACCACAGUGUCAUGGACACGGUUAUCAACGUAUUGCUCAAACACAAAGGAUUUCCCACGUUCAAAAACAUACAAGAUGCCCAUGCAGCUGGUAUUGUAGGUAUGCAUACUCAUAAGAUACGUGCUGUGGGUAAGUACCAGUACAGAUGAUUCGGGUACAGGUCCGGAUCAGGUCAAGAGGAUUAGGUCCAGCCCUGGAUCUGCACCUGAUUGUUUGUUACAACUUGCGUCCUCAACUCUGGAUCUUUGACAUGUGUCUAUGAAAACUGAAAAUUUCGAGGUGGACUAAAAAUGUGGUCAUCUUGAGACCAAGUUUAAGCUCUUGUUAUUUAAUUGGACCGGUAAGACACUGAACAUGUGAACGCCUGCCAAUCUGUUCAUUUUCUAAUCGGUCAAAAAUCUGGUCCACUGAAUUUUCCAGGUCCAGUGUUUGCAGACUGGUUCAACAAGAAAAAAAUGGUUUGGUACCGGUACCCACCCCUAAUACGCACUAUUCAAAAACUGAAUAAAGACAUGGGCAAGUGUAUUUC